AUGCCAGGAAACUACAAUUUUAGAUGGAAAUAUCUCACACGCAGUCUCCAGGCUUCAUGGGGCAAAAUCUCUCGAUCCCACGUGGAUCGCAUUGUGGACCUGGUGACUCGAUACCUGAACUUUACCUUCAAGUCCGUCCUCUCGGUUGUCACUUUUCGUGACAAGCCGUGGAAGAACCUAAAGAUUGCUCUCGAUAAAAAGGUUGACGACUCCCAUGAAGAUCUCGACAAACUCUUACAGGAUGAGCAUGGUCAUCCAAUUACAUAUAACCACUACUACACCGACAAAAUCCAGAAGGCGCGACAGGGGAAAAUGCCAACGAGUUCUCCAUAA
This is a messenger RNA of Penicillium subrubescens, 333 nucleotides long. Its product is annotated as Dynamin. NCBI's taxonomy places the organism in Eukaryota, Fungi, Ascomycota, Eurotiomycetes, Eurotiales, Aspergillaceae. The coding region runs from base 1 to 333 and encodes 110 amino acids. The record is from RefSeq and is a predicted model, not a curated record. The transcript has a single exon.